Messenger RNA from Pocillopora verrucosa, 533 nucleotides. The record is from RefSeq and is a predicted model, not a curated record. NCBI's taxonomy places the organism in Eukaryota, Metazoa, Cnidaria, Anthozoa, Scleractinia, Pocilloporidae.
UUCGUGGUCCGUGUAUCGCAGAUAUCGGAAAUUUCGAGAACUGCAUAAAUCAAUGAGGAAAUACUAUCAUGAGGUUGGUGGUUUAGAUUUUCCAAACCGCCGGUUUUUCGGUAACAGAGCAGAGGAGUUUGUAAGGGCCCGGAGAGCGCAGCUAGAGACAUAUCUUCAAUCAUUCAUUGGGCUGUGUUCAAAAAUUUCAGACUGCCCCAUAUCAGCCAUGUCAGGCCGGCCCCUCACAAAACGGGACCUGUGCGAUUUCGCGCCAUUUUUCAAACAGGGAAUCUUUGAACAAACAAAGAAUUACACUGGGUAGUCUAACGGGUGGCGAAAGAAGACAGUGGGCUCGUGGUGUGUGGUAGAGAGUAUUGCCUGGUGAUAUGACGUAGCUUACUUCAUGAUCACAUCAUGUUCGUGGUUUAUCCACCGGCCGAUACUUGUCGAAAUAUUCCCGGAUCAGUCACGAGAAUUUGCCGAAAGUAACAUGUCGUUGGGCAUACAUAACGCGUCUCUAUGAAGGGCGGUAAAACCAAAUA